CAAAUCGGACCGGCCAGAAUAAGAAAGGACUAACCUAUUAACUCUUUCCCCUCAAUACUUGGUUUACAAAAAGAGCCAAAAUUAAUUAAACCUUGCAAAUAUAAUAAACAAACGUAUGUAUCAAAGACUCUGUAAUCUGCAUGAUCAGAAGUUUAUGUAUAAAUAUUUCUUUCUGUUUUGUGUUGAAGAAAACAAUGCAUGUACACAUGGUGCCACUGUUUUCCUGCGCGUGACAUGAUCUCCCUUGUAUACUCAAGCACACACGCAGAGAGAGAGAGAGAGAGAGAGAGAGGUGGUAUACUGGAGCUAUUUUAAUGGCAUUCUUUCUAUAAUUAAUUCUUUCUUUCUCUUUUGAGCAUUGGGUUUUGGGUUUUGCUUGGUGAAGCAGUGAGGGGACUGAGAGAGAGAGCUAGCAGCAGUGGUGGUGGUAGUGGAGGAGUUUUGAGGAAAGAGAAGGCAGGAGACCCGAUGCAAACGCGUGAAGGAAGGGUUGGGAUUUGAGGCAAUGUCGAUGCCGAGGUCGAGGCAAUCCCACAACAACGACAACUUCAGCAGGACCACCUUCAUCCUCCAUGGCAAUUUCUGCUCCAUUCUCGCCGCCGUCGUGGUCGUCCCAGUUCUUGUUUUAGCCUUUCACGUCGGACCAACCGUGGCUGCAAACCAUGAAGCGCUUGCACUUCUGUCUUGGAUACACAGCUCCCCUUCAGCUCCCUCCUUUUCUUCUGUUUUCCAGAACUGGAACCCAGAAGAUCCCAACCCAUGUAACUGGACUUACAUUACCUGUUCUCCUCAAGGCUUUGUCACCCAGAUUAUCAUCCAGUCUGUUGAGCUUGCACUCCCUGUUCCUUCCAAUCUGUCCUCGUUUGUUCACCUUGAAAAGCUUGUCAUCUCUGAUGCUAAUCUCACCGGGACCAUCCCGGCUGAGAUUGGUGACUGUGCCAAGCUUUCAGUUCUCGACCUCAGCUUCAAUGGCCUAGUUGGUAGUAUUCCUGCAAGCAUUGGAAAGCUCCAGGAUCUUCAAGACUUGGUCUUGAACUCUAACCAGCUCACUGGGAGGAUCCCCAGUGAGCUCGGCAACUGUGUCAGCCUCAAGAAUCUUCUACUGUUUGAUAAUCGUCUCGGAGGCAACCUUCCGCCUGAACUAGGCAAGCUGUCGAGUCUUGAAGUUCUACGUGCCGGAGGGAACAAGGACAUUGUUGGGGAGAUUCCACCCACGCUCGGGGCCUGCAGCAGUCUGACCGUUCUUGGGCUAGCUGAUACUAAAGUUUCUGGCCCCAUACCUGCGUCACUUGGUAGGCUCAGAAAGCUCCAAACGAUCUCUAUCUACACUGCCAUGCUCUCAGGUGAGAUUCCAGCAGAGAUAGGUAACUGCCCGGAGCUUGUUAACUUGUACUUGUAUGAAAAUGCUCUGUCGGGUUCGCUUCCACCGGAGCUUGGCAAGCUUCAGAAGCUGGAGAAGAUGUUGUUGUGGCAGAACUCCUUUGUUGGGGCUAUUCCGGAUGAGAUUGGGAACUGCAGCAGCCUGAUGAUGAUUGAUCUCUCGCUGAAUUCUUUCUCUGGAAUCAUACCUUGGUCUCUCGGACGCCUCUCGGAGCUCCAGGGGCUGAUGCUCAGUGACAACAAUAUAUCUGGUUCGAUACCUUCUGUGCUUUCCAACUGUACAAACCUGAUUCAAAUGCAGCUAGACACCAAUCAGAUCUCAGGCUCGAUCCCACCAGAGCUCGGAAUGUUGUCUAAGCUGACAGUCUUCUUGGCGUGGGAGAACCAACUCGAAGGCAGCAUUCCACCCACUCUGGCUUCUUGCAGUAGCCUCCAGUCAAUAGAUCUGUCUCACAAUUCACUCUCUGGUAGCAUCCCAUCUGGGCUGUUCCAGCUCGGAAAUCUCACAAAACUUCUCUUGAUAUCUAAUGACAUCUCCGGUCCAAUUCCGGCGGAGGUCGGUAACUGCAGCUCUCUCAUUCGGCUGCGGCUUGGAGACAAUAGGAUUGGUGGAGCGAUCCCAAGAGAAAUUGGUGGACUCAAGAGUCUCAACUUCCUUGAUCUUUCUGAAAAUCGUCUAACUGGGUUGGUUCCUGAUGAGAUUGGAAAUUGCACAGAACUGCAGAUGGUGAACCUAAGCAACAACAUGCUCGGAGGUGCUCUGCCUAACUCUGUAUCUUCUCUCACUGAGCUCCAGGUCUUGGAUGUUUCAGUGAACAAAUUCAUGGGUCCAAUCCCGUCUAGCUUUGGCCGUCUUGCUUCCCUGAACAAGCUUAUCCUCAGCCAGAACUCCUACUCAGGAUCAAUACCUCCAUCUCUUGGACUCUGUUUAAACCUCCAAUUGCUUGAUCUCAGCAGUAAUGCACUCUCUGGAGGUAUCCCAGUAGAACUGUGUCGGAUAGAAGCUCUGGACAUUGCUCUCAAUCUGAGUCGCAACGAGCUAACAGGACCAAUCCCAGCUCAGAUAUCGGCCCUCAGCAAGCUUUCCAUACUUGAUCUUUCACAUAAUAAGCUUGGUGGGGAAUUGACACCGCUCUCUGGGCUUGAGAACCUGGUCUCUUUGAACAUCUCUUACAACAACUUCACAGGUCUCCUUCCAGACAACAAGCUAUUUCGACAAUUAUCAGCAACAGAGCUGGCUGGAAACCAAGGCCUCUGUGCUUUUGGAAGGGACUCUUGCUUCUUGAGCAACGUUGCUGGAAUGCAAAUGGAAAACAACAGUGAUCUGGGGAGGUCAAGGAAACUUAAGCUGGCCAUUGCAUUGCUGAUUGCGAUGACUGUGGCAAUGGUGAUUCUAGGAACACUUGCAGUGAUUCGAGCACGCAGAGUAAUUAGAGAUGAUGAUGAUUCUGAGAUGGGAGUGGACUCGUGGCCUUGGCAAUUCACUCCAUUCCAGAAGCUGAAUUUCUCAGUAGAGCAAGUGUUGAAAUGCCUUGUUGAUAGCAAUGUGAUCGGGAAGGGGUGUUCAGGGGUGGUUUACCGUGCAGAACUGGACAAUGGUGAGGUCAUUGCAGUGAAGAAGCUGUGGCCAACAACAAUGGCUGCAGCAAACGAUGGUGACAAUGAUAGGUAUGGAAUUGGGGGCGUUCGUGAUUCUUUCUCUGCAGAGGUGAAGACCCUUGGUUCCAUUCGUCACAAAAACAUUGUGAGAUUCUUGGGUUGCUGUUGGAAUCGAAAUACAAGGCUGCUAAUGUAUGACUACAUGCCUAAUGGAAGCUUGGGUAGUCUCCUCCAUGAGAGGAGUGGUAGCUGCUUGGAGUGGGACCUAAGAUACCAAAUUAUACUUGGAGCUGCACAAGGUCUGGCCUAUCUGCACCAUGAUUGUGUUCCUCCUAUUGUUCACAGAGACAUCAAGGCCAACAACAUCCUCAUCGGCCUCGAAUUUGAGCCAUAUAUUGCUGAUUUUGGGCUGGCCAAACUUGUUGAUGAUGGAGAUUUUGCGCGGUCCUCAAAUACUGUUGCAGGCUCCUAUGGCUACAUUGCUCCUGAGUAUGGAUACAUGAUGAAGAUCACGGAAAAGAGUGAUGUUUACAGCUAUGGAGUUGUUGUCUUGGAAGUAUUGACAGGGAAGCAACCGAUUGACCCAACAAUACCAGAAGGGCUUCAUGUGGUGGACUGGGUAAGGCAGAGGAGAGGGAGGAUUGAGGUUCUGGAUCCCAGUCUAUGCAACCGACCUGAAUCAGAGGUGGAGGAAAUGAUGCAGGCAUUGGGAGUGGCCUUACUCUGUGUCAAUCCUUGCCCAGAUGAAAGGCCAACCAUGAAGGAUGUGGCAGCCAUGCUCAAGGAGAUCAGGCAUGAGAGAGAGGAGCAUGCAAAAGUGGACCUUCUCGUGAAGGAAUCGCCGGCAAAUGAUUGCCGGAACAGUGGUGGAGGUCUGACGUCGACACCAUCUUCAUCUAUGAUGACACCACACCCAUUGCCACAAUGCAACAACACCAGUUUCUCUGCAUCCUCACUCCUGUACUCAUCUUCCUCUAAUGUGAAAACAGCAUUCAAGUGAUUAAUUACACAGAAGCUACUGCCAACAAACAAAAGUUUGUCUUCUCAUAUUGAUCAAAAAAAAAAAAAAAGUUUGUCUUCUCAUCAGUCCUGUUUCAAAAACUUUUGUCUUUUGAUGUAAAAAAGAAAAUAUUAUUCAUUGGUGACAAGCAUAACAACAAAUAGGGCCAACUUUUGCAGAUUGGCUUUUGGAAUAUAUGAUUGUUGAUAUUCAUGGGUUGUAUGAUUGUAUCGUCCAUAUGUUGCCAUUUAAGUUUGAACUCGGUGUAUCCUCUAUAAUAAGCAUAAUUACAGAUACCAAAACAAUGGCCUACCUGUUGGAAAAAGGCCAGGUUAUUAGCUGAA
Messenger RNA from Nelumbo nucifera (sacred lotus), 4323 nucleotides. RefSeq lists its product as uncharacterized. The record is from RefSeq and is a predicted model, not a curated record. Gene Ontology annotation, biological process: protein phosphorylation. Gene Ontology annotation, molecular function: ATP binding; protein kinase activity; receptor serine/threonine kinase binding. Lineage: Eukaryota; Viridiplantae; Streptophyta; Magnoliopsida; Proteales; Nelumbonaceae.